AUGGCUUGGUCGUUAACACAAGUUAAACGCGGGUUACAAUUAGCUUGGUGGGGCUCAUUAUUAGCCUUUGAGAAUCGUCAUUUGCACAAACAUACAUAUGUUAAAGCCUUUUGGUUUCUAGUCGUUUUCAGCAUAACAUUAUAUUUAGUCUCAUCGAUUCUUUUGAUAAUUCCAUUGAAUUAUAAUGCUUGGGUGACAAAUUAUGUAUUCAAUCUGCCUUUCUUGGGUUUAUUGUUUAUGAGGUAUUUGUAUCCAAAACCAUUAGAUUCUCUGUUCAUAGAAUCACUUCGCAAUGUAGAUACGAAAUACUUGAAAAAACAUCAGGGGGAACAAAAUUUACGAGCAUCAUAUGCGCCAGCAUUAGAAAAAUAUCAAUACGGACAUGAUACAGACGUAUAUCUGAAAGAAAUGUUUCAAUAUUUAAAGCGAACAUGGAACCAAAUUAAGAUCGCAUUAUUAUUAUAUUUUCUUUCUUUAUUACCUUAUGUUGGUAAGAUUGUAUACCCAGCGGCAAGUGCUUAUGCCCUUAUUAAUUCUCUUGGAUAUUUCCCCGCCAUAACCGUUGGUGUGUUUAUGUAUAUCAUACCUGGUACAAAACCUUUUGCUAUAAUCUUCUUGGAAACUUUAUAUUCCUCUAGAGCUAUGAUGAGAGAAUUGUUAGAACCCUAUUUUGGUAGAAUUCAUUUUGAUUCAAAUGAGAGAAGAAAAUGGUUUAGAGAAAGAGAAGGUAUCUUAUUUGGGUUCUCUAUCGGUUUUUAUCCUUUAGUUAGAAUACCUUUACUUGGAAUGUUAUUCUAUGGCGUUGCUCAGUCUGCUACUGCUUUGCUGCUGGUUAAGACCUCAGAACCACCACCUCCACCUGGACUUGAAUCAACUUACAAAAUAGAUUAUCAUUACGUAGAUCCGAGAAUUAAAAAGAAACAACAAAAGAAUGAAUGA
Messenger RNA from Funneliformis mosseae, 939 nucleotides. The record is from the annotation of a GenBank genome assembly. Lineage: Eukaryota; Fungi; Glomeromycota; Glomeromycetes; Glomerales; Glomeraceae.